Molecule: messenger RNA, 987 nt
Organism: Rhinolophus ferrumequinum (greater horseshoe bat)
Lineage: Eukaryota; Metazoa; Chordata; Mammalia; Chiroptera; Rhinolophidae
Gene: GAMT
Product: guanidinoacetate N-methyltransferase
Exons: 6
Coding region: 82-792 (236 amino acids)
Biological process (GO): creatine biosynthetic process
Cellular component (GO): cytoplasm; nucleus
Molecular function (GO): guanidinoacetate N-methyltransferase activity
Source: RefSeq, a predicted model, not a curated record
CGCCCCCGGCCCAGAAGGCCCUGCAGGGACCAGCCUGGUGUGUCGCGAGCCGAUUCCCCCGCGCGCAGUCCAGCCGGCAGUAUGAACGCCCCCGCUGCGACCCCCAUCUUCGCGCCGGGCGAGAACUGCAGCCCCGCGUGGCGGGCGGCGCCUGCGGCCUACGAUGCAUCGGACACACACCUGCAGAUCCUGGGCAAGCCAGUGAUGGAACGCUGGGAGACCCCCUACAUGCACGCGCUGGCGGCCGCCGCCGCCUCCAAAGGGGGCCGAGUCCUGGAAGUGGGCUUUGGCAUGGCCAUUGCGGCCACCAAGGUGCAGGAGGCUGCCAUCGACGAGCACUGGAUCAUCGAGUGCAAUGAGGGCGUCUUCCAGCGGCUCCGGGAGUGGGCCCCGCGGCAGCCACACAAGGUGGUUCCCUUGAAAGGCCUGUGGGAGGAGGUGGCACCCACCCUGCCAGACGGUCAUUUCGAUGGGAUCCUGUAUGACACAUACCCGCUGUCUGAGGAGACUUGGCACACACAUCAGUUCAACUUCAUCAGGGGCCAGGCUUUUCGCCUGCUGAAGCCAGGGGGCAUCCUCACCUACUGCAACCUCACCUCCUGGGGGGAGCUGAUGAAAUCCAAGUACAACGACAUCAACGCCAUGUUUGAGGAGACACAGGUGCCGGCACUGCUGGAGGCCGGCUUCCAGCGGGACAACAUCCACGUGGAGGUGAUGGAGCUAGUCCCACCAGCUGACUGCCGCUACUACGCUUUCCCGCGGAUGAUCACGCCCCUGGUCACCAAGCACUGAGCCCGCUGCCCCCACAUUCCUACUCAGUGCCCUUGUGGCCGGGAGCACAGGCUCUGGCCUCAGCCCCCAGGAGUUGAGGCCACACCAGCUGUGUGACCCCCAGCCACCUUCCCUAACCUCUGCAAGGGAACCAGCACAGCUUCCCUCCUGGGUCAUGGGGAUGAAAUAAACAUUGGACUGGCCAAUUAGCACGAC